AUGAAGGUGGGCCUAUCCGCUGCGGUGGCGGUUGCGCUCCUCGUCAGCCUAGUCGCCGCUGGAGCCCUCGACGCCUCGGCCCCCAUUCCCGGCUUCCGCCCGCCCGCGGUACCGCUCGUCUUGAUGGACCCCUACAUGAACGUGUGGCUCCGCGGCACCAACCUCACCGACACCUGGGCCACGUACUGGGACGGCACUGUGAAGGCUCUUGUUGGUCUGGUCCGCAUCGACGGCACGGCCUACCGCUUCAUGGGUCCCGAGGGCGAAGCCGGCGGCAACCUGCCUCAGCCCAUCCAGCAGCUCUCCAGCACCGUCUAUCCGACCCAGAGCGUGUUCACGUUCGGCGCGAAGGGCGUGGAGCUCACGGUGACCUUCACCACGCCUCUGCUCACUGACGAUAUCGAGGUCAUGUCUCGGCCCGUGACCUACCUGACAUUCUCGGUCCGCUCAACGGAUCACGCGUCGCACCGCGUCGAGCUUUACUACGACAACACGGCCGAGUGGUGCGUCAACACCGUCGACCAGUUCGUCGAGUGGAAGCGCUUCUCCGAUUCGAGAACGCUCGAGGUAAUGCGCAUCGGCACCUCCGCCCAGCCCGUCCUGCAGCGCUCUGGAGAUGGCGUGGGUAUCGACUGGGGCUACGUCUACGUCGCCACCGAGAAGAACGACCCCAAGCUCCAGACCGUGAUCUCCGGCGGGCUCGAGUCCCGCAACCAAUUCGUCAGCUCCGGGGCUCUGCCGCCUAAGGACGACACCCGCAUGCCGCGCGCGGCCAGCGACGAUUGGCCGGUGAUGGCCGUCCGAUGGUCGCUCACCACUGGUCCCUCCGGCGAGCCCGUGAGCCGGUACCUCAUGCUGGCCUACGACGACCGCUUCUCCAUCAAGUGGUUCGGCACCCCGUUCCCGCCCUACUGGAACCGCAACAUGCGCCCCGACGCCGUUGAGAUGCUGGAGACUGCUGCUCAUGACUACACCAAGCUCAUCGUUCGCUGCACCACGUUCGAUCGCUCGCUUGUCAACGAGCUGGAGCAGGCGGGAGGCCAGAAGUACGCCACGAUCGCCGCGCUGGCCUACCGCCAGUGCGCCGGCGGCACCAAGCUGGUGUGGAACACCAAGGAGAACAAGCUGUGGUACUUCAUGAAGGAGAUCUCGUCCGACGGCGAUCUGUCGACGGUCGACGUCAUCUACCCGGCCUCGCCGUUCUUCCUCCACUUCAACCCGGAGCUCCUGCGGCUCCUUCUCGUGCCGCUGCUCGAGUACGCCAACAACGAGACCUCGGUCCUCUACAAUUUCCCAUGGGCGCCUCACCACCUCGGCGAGUACCCGAUUGGUUACAUUCUGCCGAAGGACCAGGAAAACAUGCCGGUCGAGGAGACGGGCAACCUGUUCAUGAUGAUCCUCGGAAUCGUUCAGCGCCAGAAGAACGACCUGACCUGGCUGUUCCCUCGCUACUCGAAACUGUUGGAGAUGUGGGCGGGCUACCUGGUCGCUUCGCUGCCCGAUCCCGGCAACCAGCUCUGCACGGACGACUUUGAGGGCCCUUCGCCUCACAACGCCAACCUGGCGGCCAAGGGCGUCGUCGGCUUGUCGGCCUAUGCCAAGAUCCUGGAGACUGCAGGCAACACCACGGUAAUGGCCGACGGACCCGAGACUGGCGCAUUCUACUACCAACGGCUGGCCGAGAAGUUCAUGUCGCAGUGGAUGCAGCUUGCGGCCACCAACGCCACGGGCGUGCCGCACUACAAGCUCGAGUACGACAUCGCCGAGAGCUGGUCCCUCAAGUACAACAUCGCGUACCAGAAGUUCGUGGGGCUCGACAUCUUCCCGCAGGCGGUCAUCAAUACCGAGCUCAACUACUACAUGAAGCAGAUGAACACCUACGGCGUGCCUCUCGACGUGCGAAGCGAUUUCACGAAGCUCGACUGGGAGUCGUGGGUGGGCGCCAUGUCGGACAACAAGGACGACUGGACCACCAUCAUCGACAAGAUCUACCUCUUCGCCGACACCACGCCCGAUCGCAUUCCCCUCACCGACUGGUACUGGACCUCGACCGGCCGCUUCCGCGGGUUCAUCGCCCGGCCCGUCCUCGGCGCCGUCUACGCCAAGCUCCUGCUCCACCAGCAGCAGUAG
Messenger RNA from Acanthamoeba castellanii str. Neff, 2130 nucleotides. Its product is annotated as glutaminase GtaA, putative. Bases 1 to 2130 code for a protein of 709 amino acids. The transcript is spliced from 17 exons. NCBI's taxonomy places the organism in Eukaryota, Discosea, Longamoebia, Acanthamoebidae. The record is from RefSeq and is a predicted model, not a curated record.